CCCUGGCAGCAGAGUCUACAGAACUUGUUAAACUUGGAUCUACAUUAUGGUGAAGUGACAUAUCUUUGGCGAGAGUUGCUCUGGAAAACUGUAAAUAUUUACUAAACAUCAGUAUGUUUACCGGAGUUAGUUUACGCUUGAAUAGGAAGCAACAGAUGCAGUGGAAUCGUGGCACCACUGUGUGAAAGUGUCUCUUACUGCAUCUUUUCGGAGGCAAUAUUUUCCUCACACCUGCGAGAGAUGGGGAAAAGGAAAGAAAGCAGUUCCGACGAUGAAGGUGUAAUUGACAAUACACCAAUAAAGAAGCACAAGAAACACAAGCAUAAGAGGCAUAAGAAACGCAAAACUGCAGAAGAUGGUACAGAGUAUGAAGAUACUGAGCAGGCCAAAGCAGCAGCCUUCAGACUUAAAAUUAAGUUUCAGAAAGAAGCAGCUGAAAAGAAUGCAACGAAUGUGCAAGAAAAAUCUAAAGAUAAGUCGUCUCCUACGAAACCUGUCGAAAAACAAGGGUCUUCGCCGAAAGCAUCAAAAAAGAAGAGAGUCAAAGGAAAGGAAAGUGGAACGUCGAGUGAAGAGGAGAGGUGGUUAGACGCAAUAGAAUCUGGUAAGCUGGAAGAAGUUGAUGACGAACUGAAGAAAAUUAAGCCGAAGGAUCCCAAGUUGAUGACUGCAAGACAGAGGGCUAUGUUCGAGCGGAAAACCGAUAAAGAAUGUGGGCCUGAAUCUGAACAGCUGUUGGCGUUGCCUUCUGGAUAUAAAGAAAAGGUAAUGACAGCAGAAGCUAUUGAAAAGGCAGCAUUAAAAUCGAAAAAGCGAAAGCAGUUAGCAAACGAGAAGCGCGAGAAAGAUAAGAAAAAGACAAUGGAACGAUUAUUGAAGAAACAGGAAUCAAAAUCGGGAAAAGCAACUAUCAAGCACAGAACAGAACGUCAGCAAGGGCCAUGUGAGACCUAUUAUAAUGGAACGUUGGGUGUAGCACUAGCAAUGCCGCCUGGUGCAGACUUUCCUAUCAAACCUCAGAAAGCUCCAGCAGUGCCUGUUAUGAAGUACUGCGGCGUUUCAGGUUGUAAAAAUAUCAAGAAAUAUUCUUGUUCAAAAACAAAAGUACCACUUUGUAGUUUAGAGUGUUAUAAGCGUAACUUGGAGCUAUGGAUGUCAUGAACAUGCCCUACAUUUAAGGAACUGUUACAUUUGUGAAUUGUUAAUUAUUCAGAAAUUGCCCAAAGAGACUUGAGAAUUGUACAGGGUGCAAGACCGCUAGUGGGAAACAGCACAGUGCUAAAUUCGAUUGUGAUAAGAAUGGAAUUUAACACUAUGCUUGUAACAUACUUCGUGUCUUGCAAGCAGUUUUAUAUCCUUGUUUGGGCCUUCUGCAAAGACAAAUGAAGGUGAUGUUCAACUCAUCUGAAAGUUAUGCAGUUGGUAGAGCAUUAAAGUGCUGUGGGAACAUUCCAUGCUUUUGGGUGUGACACAGGUUUCCGGCAAUGUAAUAAGAUUAAAACAUCACAUAUCAUUUUUAUUAUUUUCUAGAACAUAGUGAACAGUUUUCCCACCACAGAAUUCACAGACAAAUGUGAGUUUGUGAUGGUUCCCCCACCUGAAAUGUUGGUCGCCGUGACAGACUGAUUUGUUGUGUAGUGCGAGAUCUAGGUUUGGUUGUAAGCUGCUAAGUAUUUCAGAGUUGUUUUGUUACAACUGAUGAGCCACACUUUUUCAGUUUCUGAUGACUUCAGUUGCCUGUUAAACUGAAUAGGUAAUUGCACCAAGUUUGUAAUAUACUAUAAACUUUUUACAACACGUAGAAAUAAAACAGAAAUAACAUUUUUCAAUAUGAAUGACAUUUAUAACAUUUUAGUAAUCUGACUGCUAUAAUCAGUAUUUCUUGUGGGUGUGUGAAGCAUGCAAAAAAUGAGUAACAUCAUGUCUUUAAAUUUUCAUGCAGCAACUGAAAUGUUACUGUGUCCGAAAUAGUGUUUGUUCACAUUACAAGUGCUGAUACUCUAAAAUUUUGAAUUUCUGAUUCUUGAUUAAUUGUUGAAACAAACCAUGCAUUUUCUUCUUAAUGUGACCUCCUUCACCAUCGCAGCUGUUCCUGCACUAGAAUCUAGAAGUUUUUAAUAUGUCUUCAACUUUCUACUAAAUAAUAGAAAGCACUUCUUCUGAAGUACAAUGAUAUUGUUAGUUUUGUUACAAUACUGCAACACUUCGUAAAAUGUUCAUGUUCAUAUGUGUGGUAUGAUCUUAAAUCCAUUCUAUAUGACAUUAAUGAUAGUUUCUUAGAUCUGGCAACGAACGAGUAGUCUUACGUCCUCUGUAGCAUCAGCACCAUUGUCAAGAUGCCUGAUUUAUUGGGUGGUGCACCCGACUUCUCAGAUCUGGGAUGUCAUAGCACAGAAUAACCUCCAGCCAACAGGUACUGCAGUGUGUGUCAAAAUUGCCAUUGUUGUCCCGCCUUGAAGACGGUGGAAUCCCUGCGUAUCAGUGUACAUACACAAACAAUGAAAAACUUCAAAACCCCAUAAUUAGCUAAUAAGAAUACUAUCACUGUGGCGAUCAUCAUUUCUUGGCUAAGUAGACAUUUGGUAACACUCCACUUUACCAAAAGUGAUAACUUACACCCCAGAACAUGAAUGCCGCUUUUAAUGUAGACAUUUUGAAAUCUGUUUUAUGGAAGGAGAAAUUACAACAAAUACUCAUAACACUUCAUAAAUGAUACAUAAUAUUUUCGUUGCCUGUUCAGGAAGAAAGUAAUAUUGUUCUUAUCUUUGUUGCGGUAGCUUGCUGACCACACAUUGUAAGGCACGUCACCGGAAUUUCACCCUUUCAACAUUACCUUGAUAUACAUAUAAAUUACAAUAAAUAUUUUCCUGUUUGCCACUUUGAACAUUGCAAUCUAUUUAUGUCGUUUAUCAUCACUUUCAAUAUAUGGAGAUAUUUUCGUUAAGUGAGAGUUGGUAGUCAUAGUACAUAUGAUUGUAUUUUAGCACUCUUAGUUUUGCUGGCUGAAUUUGGCUCCAAAGCCACAGCUUUUUCUAUUUCAGGCUGACAAGUAUGGUCAUUCAAUAGAUUGGAAUCUAUUUUGUUUGGAGCCCUCUAAUUGCUUCUACAGUCUCUUAUCUUUUCGAACAGAUCUCGCGUGAUUCUGAGACUGCUUCAGUUGGUACAAACAGGGUUGUUAGUAUUGUAUAUUUUCCCUUGCAUGUUGGAGUUAAUAAGUAUGUUAUAUAAUUGCAUUGUGUAAACAUAAAAUUUAGUGUGCAAAUAUAGUGAUUUGAAGUAUUUUACAUAUCUUGUACACUUAAGCUCCAUUUGCCAUUUGAAGAAAUUAUUCUGUGCUAUUCCUGAUUCAAUUUAUAAUAUUCGUUUGAAUUUAUCUUGGUAACUGAUGCCUGGUUUUAUCGGUACACUUCAGUUAAAAUCAUAUUUCUAUAAAUAUUAAUUGUUCAAAGAAAUCAAAUAGGUUGCGUAUUUAAUUUCAUAGAUGUGCCUUUUUUUAUUACUUUAAACUGAUGUGUAAAGAAUUUGAAGCGAAUAGGUAUAUGCAAAUAAAAUCAGAUGUAUUCCUUCCCUGUCAAGAACAGUUUUUACCCUACUUCUAGAAUAGUAAUUUUAUUUAUUUAUAAUCCAUUAUAAAAUUUUCCAUACAGUUACGACAAACGAGUAAUAGAUUUAUAACUAGAUUGAGGGCCUAUCCACAGAACUGCUCACUUUUGACAAAGUUAUUUGCACAAUAACAAUCCUAAUUUUUCAGAGAAAUUCUCUCCAAAAGAACAAUCCAGCAUUUAGUUGCAGCAAGGAGUAAUUAUUGACUACAUUUGAUGAUAAAAGUUUCCCAAUGAUGCGGGAAUUUCACAUCAGUAACUUCCCUGUCAGACAAACUUGGUCCUCUCACUGCAUUUCUAAAAUGAUUUUUAUUUCAUUAAAUACAAGAAUACACUUUUCCCUAAAGCUUUACGUUUAUCAGCGAUGAAAUUAAGUUCUCUGUAAGUGGGCAGUGAGAGGGCUUAGUGUUUUGCAUUAAAACAAAAAUUGUACAUACAUGUUCUUUCCUAUAAGCAAAGCGUCGUGUAUCAUAGUUUUUUAAAUGCUGUACAAGUAUGCAGUCUGAUGAAGGCUGAACAGACCUAUUAGUUUGUGUACUUAGUAUGUUUAAGUAAAGUAGAUUGAUGCAUAGAGAUGGAUUUGACCCUACUAUCAUUUCAUCUGAUUUGAGCCAAACAUGAAGAUAAUGACAUGUAUCCAAGGUAGUACACUAUUUGUCAACUAUUUCUUGAACCUUAAUAGUGCGAGGAGUGGAAGAAAUUAGACCUGUCCCUGCUGUGAGUAGAGGGUCAGUGUGGAGGGAGCAAGCUCCACUUGCUUCAUUCAGUUCAGUGACUAUUAUCUGUGUGCUUGUGAUAUGGUAACUUUCCCUUUCUGAAAAGUAAUCAAAGAUUUCACCUGCCAUGCACCAGAAAAUAUUCCUCCACUCAUUUAACCACAAGAACAUAGUGACUGCAAAGGCUAUAAAGUUGUUAUUGAACAUAGUAUUGUGUGAUUCCUAAGGUUGGCAGAGGCUAGAAACAAAAAUAGACUUAUCUGCAUUAGUGGAAUUAUUUAAUGCAGCUCACUGUAGUCAUAUUGUUAAAUGCCGCAUAAAACAAUGACUUGUUACAUUAUCUGCUAGAUUAUUUCAUAGUAUGAAUCAUGUGCUAUCACAAAUGUUGUAUUAUCAUUGCAAUUACAUGUUGCACGUAUUAAUAAAGACAAUGUACAUAUUACAGGGUAGUUUAUAGUGAUAAGAAUUAAUUUUAAGUUAACAAGCAUUGUCAGCAUUGUAAUCACAGUUUCAACAUAUAUUGAUCUCCAUAAAUUCAACAACUGAAGAUAAACAAUACCGAGCCAGUAUCCUUCUUUAUCCCCUACUCCUGAUCCUGCCAAUUAUGCAAUAUGCUGACUAUAGUCCUCACAUUGUCAUGAAAUUUAGUCAUUCACCAGCUUGGUGAAUGAAUGUAACCAUGUUGUAGGGCUGUAAUGGUGACGCAUGUGCAUUUUUAUGUAAUUGAAAUAGAUGGGCAUUCUUAUUUACAGAUUAAACUGUCUCUAAUGAUGAAGUUAGUAAA
Molecule: messenger RNA, 5102 nt
Organism: Schistocerca serialis cubense
Lineage: Eukaryota; Metazoa; Arthropoda; Insecta; Orthoptera; Acrididae
Product: INO80 complex subunit B
Exons: 2
Coding region: 241-1161 (306 amino acids)
Biological process (GO): chromatin remodeling
Cellular component (GO): Ino80 complex
Source: RefSeq, a predicted model, not a curated record